CCCCUAAUCGAAGUUGAAUAAUAACCAUGAAUGGAUAUUUUGAACGGAUUUCCUGCAAUUUAGCAGUACAGAUAUCUCAUGUUUCCUGUUGUUUUAGAUUAAUUUAGUCCAAUAGAAAGAACAGUAUGAUAAAUAAACAUAAAUUCUAGCAAAAGUUAAGUAUUCGUCUCAGCCGUUAGACAUUCAUUAAACCAGACAUGAGGAAAAUGCUACCAGGUAUAGGCGUCAUUGGAACUCCAGCAUCUGUCCGUUCGUAUGUCCCUCUCCUUAAAUCGUGUGGAUUCCAAGUAGUUGCAUUAUGGGGUAGAACUAAAGAAGAAGCCACUGGACUUUCUGUCGAACUUGAUAUUCCAUUUUGUGCAGUCAAAGUUGAUGAAAUUCUUCUAAACAGAAAUGUUGAUGUAGUGGUAAUUAGCUGUCCUCCCCAUCUCCAGUCAGCAAUUACAAUCAAAGCCUUAGGAAUAGGAAAGCAUGUUUUAUGUGGUACACCUGCAGGACCUAGUCAACUAGAUGCAUUAAAAAUGGUAAAUGCAGCCAGUUAUUAUCCAAAGCUAAUGUCUCUUGUAGUCUUUGGACUUCGAUUCUUACCUACAAUCUCUAAACUGAAACAGUAUAUUGACAAAGAUUAUAUAGGGGACAUAUCAAUUUGUGAGAUACGUAUUCAUUAUGAAAAGAAACCAAAAGAACAUUUUGAUUGGAUGUGUGAUGAAACCAUGGGAGGAGGUGUUCUAAACACUAUAGGAAGUAAUAUCAUAGAUUUAGUAACACACCUUACUGGUCAGAAAGCUGUGAGAGUACAUGGUAUGCUGAAAACAUACACAAAACAAACUGACAAGAUUAAAGGGAUCCGUGAAAUCACCAGUGAUGAUUUCUGUUCUGCGCAACUAGAGUUGGAAAAUGGAUCUUGUGCUACCUUAACAAUUAAUAGUCACAUCCAUGGCCCUUUUAACCAAGAAAUAAUGCUAGUAGGAAGCAAAGGUAGACUUACAAUCAGAGGAGCAGAUCUCUACGGUCAGAAAAAUGACUCUUUGAAGGAGGAACUUCUGCAUUUUGAUCCAGUAAAUUUCAAGGAGGAACAACGUUAUGGCGUAUCAGACAAAACUAGAGCUGAAAUUCCAACACCAUAUUUGAAGGGAAUCAUCAGAUUAAUUGAGUCAGUCAAAGAUGCUUUUGAAAAAGAAGAGGAAAGGCAAAGCUAUUGUCAAGACCCUGUUAAAGUCGCAGCUAACUUUGAAGAUUCUUUAUAUGUUCAAACAGUGGUUGAUGCAAUAAGAAAGUCAAACAAAUCAAAAGAGUGGAUCAAAAUUGACAUACUGAAAGAAGAGCCUGAUCCCAAUCCAUUUUUAUCUACAACAAUUAGAAAGAGCACCCUAACAUUACAUUAACAUACAUGUACAUGUACAUGUAUAUACAUUUACAAUGUAGAGUUUGUACAACUGGUUUAUUUACAACUAUUAGUGUAGAUUAUGUUUUCAUUGCAAAAUGUGAAAACAAAUUACAAAUGGUGUUUUCUUUUCAUUUGAAUUAUCAAGUUGAGUAAACACAUUAAGUUCCCCUAGGCUUCAAACAUAUUAGAUAAAUUUAGUCAUAACAGUUGACAAUUAUAUUAUUUUGGGUGUGCACUGGUUUCUUACAAUGUUCAGUAAAUGAUAUUAUAAAAUGUACAUGUAACAUCACAAAAAUCAUCUUAUAAAUAUUUAUGUAAAUUAACAUGAUAUAUAACUAUAAAUGUUCUAUUCAAACUUACUACAAUGGAUAAAAAUAAAUGUGAAAAAAAUAAAAAUACAUACAUGUACAUGUAUGUAGCUACAUGUAUAUAUGUCAUAAUGAGUUAAAAAAACAGGGCGUCCUUCAAUUCUUUCUAGGCCGUUUUUCUCUAUUCUUUAUAAAUUUUGCCCAUUGUUCCCUAUUCUUUUUAUUUUAGCACCCUAUGAUUCUCUAUUCUUUAUUUUUUGAACCAUUUUACUGCAGUAUAAAUGGCCCAUUAUUCUCUAUUUUGUAAACCCAUCCAGACCCUCUUCUAUGGUUAAGUUUUUUUCAAUUUAGGGCAUGUAGGGGCCUUCUAUGUAAAUCAUAUAAAACAAUCCAAUGACGGAUCAAGAAAUUUUCAUAAGUGGGGCCCGCUCCAGUUAUGCUUCAGUGAUUCCCUAUAUAAUCAACCAAAUUUUUCCCAAAAAAGGGGGGCCCAGGCCCCCCCUAAAUCCGCCUCUGAAAUCCUGAAUAAGUAAAAAUAUGCAAUGUUGCAUACAUUAACAUAAACAAGAAUGAUUUUGGUCAAUAAUUUUGGAAGACAUACAUUAUUGUUUUAAUACUGCUGAUAUACAUAUACAUUGUACACGUAUAACUUUUUUAUUGUACAUGUACCAGUAUACUGCAUCAGAGAUUUACUAUUAUAAACAUAUUGGGAUCAUUUGAAAAUAUAUUGACCAUAUUUUUUAAUCAUUCUAGCUAUAUUUCAACAAGCUAUAUGUAUCAUAAUAAAGUCUUUCUUAACAUGCUGCAACAUGCAUGACAUGUGCAAGAGACAGUACUUUGUCACCAAUCUUUCCACUUUAAAUGAUUCUUUAUUAUAUUUUGAAAUAAUUAAAACAAAAACCAACUAAAACAAAUGAAAAAAAUAGCUCUUUUAAAUGUAUGUGUACACAUUAUUAUAUACAUGUGUGUGUAAACUGUGUAUGGCUACAAUGUACAUUUAUGCAUUCAUACAAUGUAUUUAUAUACGUGGUUUUCCUUGAAUGUUUUUUGGAUGAGUCCAACAAGGACUCAUAAUUUUGGCUAUGGCAAAUCUAAAGUUAUGAAGUCUGUUGUAUUUUCCUAUUACAGUAUAGCUUUCAGUGUAUCUUUUUUUUCUCACUGGUCAAGACAAUAAGAGGUUAGAGGUUGAAGACUUACAAAACACAUGUUAUAUACUUGUCCUUAGACAGUAAUCUCAACCGUCUGAAAGUAAUUGUUGUAUUUUAUGUUUUCUAAGAUCAUUAGUCAUACAUGUACAGUAUGUGUUGAAUUCUAUAUAAUAUGUUUAGACAUCUGUGAACUCAGAUGUCUGUUUAUGUUUAAUUGUGCAGUGAGUUGCUGUCUCAUUGACAUUUUCUCUUCAUGUCUUUGCAGAGUAUUCAUGGUAUUAUUUGCCAGUAAACUGCAUUGUAUUCCAUAAUGUUUGAUUUUUUGAUUUUGAAUUUUUUGGCAUUACAUAUUGAAAUUGUCUAAAAUAAUUGAAAUAAGUUUGGGAUAUGUGCUAUUCUAUCAUGUCUAUUGAUUUCAAAGAAAAGUUGAAGUCAAAGUUGCAAACUAUUGUAAGUUUUUCACAUCUGUACAAUCUUUCAAGUUUUGGAGUACAUUUUGUAAUUGCUCCCAUGAUAGAUUUUUGAAGAGACAUCAAAUGACAUUGUCCGAAUAUUCCAUUUUUUGUUUUAUUUACUCCUGCAAUCAUACCAUUGAAUCAACAUUUAGAUAAAUAUUAUAGUUUCUAAAACAAACUGAAAAAUGGAUUGUGAAAAAUAAGUAUUGGAAAGUAAGAAUUAUUUUGAAUGCCUAUCUAAUUAAAAUUAGUUCUCCGCACUUGCUUCUCAUUUUUGUUCCCUUGUUUAUAUGUCCCAUGAGCGACAUAUAAACAACCAAUCAAAAAUGAGGAGCAAAUGCAGAAAACUAAUUUCAAUGAAAUUAGUUUGUUAGAAUGCAUGUACAUUAAUCAAACAGAGCCAUUUACAUAACAAUUACUAAUUAUCAUAUCAGAACUAUUUUUUGAUUUUUUUCUUUUGUGUAGAAUGAUAUUUCAAUAUGUAUAUUAAUUGUUAGUUUAUUUAUUAUAUUUGUUAUCCUUUUUUUUAAUAGUUUAUUUAUUGAUGUAGAUCUGAAUAACAAAGGUAUACUCAUGACAGUAAAUGUAGCAGAAUCAUUUUACACAUCUCCACUUUUUCACUUCUGUAUCAUAAACUUAUAAAUCAGUUUAGGAUUUCAGAAGAUAAAUGGAAAAUGCAUGGACUUUUCUCCUUUUGAAAGUGUCACAGUAGCUAUAGGAACUUAUUUGGAAAGAGGAAGGAAAUUUUUAAGGAAACAAUUUUUGCCAAUUAUAACAUAUCUCACAUACUGGAUCAUUGUAUGGCCUUGUUCCAUGUAAAUAAUAGUUUUGGUCAUAUUGCUUGGUAAAUAAAUGUUUAAAGGAGUACAAAAGUAUUUCAAAAGAGUAGGUCACUCUGACCUACAUUUUACACUUCAUUGACUAAACAGACUAAAAAUUCUGACUUUCUGAAGUUUUACAUUUGAGCUCAUUUUUCUGAUGGCAUGUGACCUUCAAUCAUAUAACUCUGUACAAGGAUGCAUUCAAAACAUAUACAAACUUCCAAUAACAUGUAGGUCAGUCAUGUGGGUCUCAUUGGGGUCUAAGCGUGACGCGGGAUUGCCAAUUUUUUGUAAGCGUGACACGUGAAAGUCAAAUUAUUGUGCCGUGAAAACGGGAAAUGAAGCCUAGUGGGAUACGGGAAAUAACAAAAAAAUGAGAAUUGCUUACGUACAUAGUGUAAGCGGGAUACAGGAAUUUGACAAAACAGUAAGCGGGAUCCUGGGAUCAGAACCCCCCAAUGAGACCCCCAGUCAUUGAUAUAAGAAGGUGUGGUAUGAGUGCCAAUGAGACAACUCUCCAUCCAAGUCACAAUUUAUAAAAGUAAACCAUCAUAGGUCAUGCCUAUCAGUGGCAGAUUCAGAAAUUUUCAUAAGGGUCCCUACUGACUGCCUAAGAGGGGGCCCGCUCCAGUCAUGCUUCAGUGAUUCCCUAUAUAAUCAACAAAAUUUUUCCCACAAAAAAACCCUCUAAAUCCGCCUCUGCCUAUAUUUUAUACUUCUUUCGUUUGUUUUUAUUUUAAUAUCUAAUUUCAUUUCUUAUAUACUUAGUGAUCACAUUGUUGUCCUUUUUACACUGAAGUUAAAUUCACCUUAAAUACCAGUUACUUUAAAUCAUACUAGUCAUGCUAGGUUAUUCAACCAUUUUGUGGAAAAGCUGACCUUGUUAAUGGUAUACCAAUUUUCCCCUUCAAAUCUAUCAUUGGCCAUCCAAUAUACCUAUGAAAAAUUUGCUAAAAUAAGGUGUUUUAUUCACAUGAAGGGGAUCUUUAUAAAGGAAUGGGGUUCAUAACUAUUAUACAUAAUAUCUAAUUUAAGUCAUAGAUCAGCUCUAAAAUAAUAAUCUUUGACAAGCAGAUCACAAUUUAAUAUGCUUUGUCAUUUGUACAGAACUUACUAAUAUAAAAAUAAGAUGUAGUCGGCCUUAAUUUUCAAUAUGAACUGACUCUUGUGUUUGUAUAUAAUUUAAGUUGAAACAUCUUUAUUAUUGUGUAAUAGCAUUCAGGCAGCAGUGUUAUUUAGUGUCCAAUUGGAAUAAAUGGCAAAGAGAUAUUUUACAUUGCAUUUAAAAUUUCAUUGAAAGCUUCUCAUUAAAUUAGAAUUAGUACAUGUUGUUAGAUCAUUUCAGUAUCUGAAGGUGUUUGUACCCACAAAUCGAAAAUAACUUCACUUUAUUGGUUGAAUUCCAUUGUUUUGAACAUUUUUAACCUAUCAUAAUGUUUUAGUGCACACUAUUGAAAAUAUUCCCCAGAAUGCAUUAAUUCUGAAACAGCCAAUUCAACAUCUGUCAAUCAACACCUGACAAAAGCCUGCUGUCUGAUUUAAUAUUUUAAGGGUUUUCACAGAAUGUAACUACAAUACAUGUAAGUUAAAUUCAAGCCAACAUUUAAAGCAUUCAUUAAAGCAAAAUGUUAAAAAUAAGAUUGUUUUUUGAACACUUUGAUAAGGCACCAACCAUUCACUUUUUGUGGAAAAAGGGGGUAUGUGUUUUAUUAAAUAUAAAUUUUCAAAAUUUCUUGAGAAAAAAAUAAAUAUUUAUUUCCAAAGGGAAAUGAAAGAAAAAAGUGUGUUUCUAUUAAACAAUUAAAAAAAUAGAAAGCAACAUUGGGUUUAAAAAAAAUAUAUUGUUGCUGUAUGAUAUUGAAAAAAAAAUCAUGUAAAUUAAGUUUAAAAAAUAAUUGUCCCAUGAACAAAACCACACUCCCACAAAAUAUGAAUAGUUGGUGCCUUACAAAAUGUAAUUAACAUCUGAUUAAACAGUUUACCAUAUUACACAUUAUUUAUAGCAUUAAACAUGAGACUUAA
Molecule: messenger RNA, 6141 nt
Organism: Mytilus californianus (California mussel)
Lineage: Eukaryota; Metazoa; Mollusca; Bivalvia; Mytilida; Mytilidae
Product: glucose-fructose oxidoreductase domain-containing protein 1-like
Exons: 1
Coding region: 198-1385 (395 amino acids)
Molecular function (GO): nucleotide binding
Source: RefSeq, a predicted model, not a curated record